AUGAGCAAAGCAAGAGAAUCUAAAGUCACCCAAGAUUUAGCAGACGAAUCUGAGCGUUAUAUGAGCCCAACUCCUUCCCGAAAUGACGAAAUUUCUGGAUGAAUCUAUAGCUCAGGUGCAAGGUUUCAACUGAAUUUAAAAGAAAUUGCAGAAAGGAGACAUAAAACACCUAAGUUAAUAAAUAAGCUAAAUAUAUCAAAGAAUUCCUCAACAAUUGAUUUUGAGAUCCAAGAACCUGCGUCAAAAAGUGACUAUAGGAUUCAGUCUGCUAUCUCAAAACUCAGGAGAAAGAGUCUUUGUAUAGACCAAGAUGUGGACUAUGAUAAAGCAAUUGACAGUUUUACUAUAGAAAAUAGAAACAACAUAGAAUCGCAUCCAAAUAAAACUCUGGAAAUGAUAAUUAAGGACAGUUUCAAUAAAAGCACUCCUUUUAAGAUUGAAGUGAUAAAGCCUAAGCCACUUGAACGAUACCAAAAAGUUGCUAAUAGCUAUUCUCCUUUUUUGAGACAAAAUUUCUAUGAAAAUGUAUUGUGAAAGAGCGGAAGAAACAGAAGAAAUAAAUCAAUGAAUUUAAACUAUGAAAGCAUCAAUGAGAGGGAAAACUUUUUGAUCAAAGCUAGCAAUUUGACUCCUCAAAAUGAAAAAAUCAAGCAAAAUCAUGACCAUUCUUUUAAGAAGCCAGGUUUAAGGAUCCAUACCAAGAGGGAAAAAAUCCCAUAUAAGCUUGGAUGCAUUGUUGCUCCUUUGAAUUUAUUUUAA
This is a messenger RNA of Blepharisma stoltei, 759 nucleotides long. The record is from the annotation of a GenBank genome assembly. Lineage: Eukaryota; Ciliophora; Heterotrichea; Heterotrichida; Blepharismidae.